AUGCGGCAGGGGAAGUUCCUCUUCACCGUCAAGCAGAUGAAGAACAGGCGGGACUUCGGCGCGGUGCUGAAGCUGCUGCACGAGGCGGAGCGGAGGGGGGACGGCGCGACCCCCAAGAUGUACUCGUGCUGCAUCGGGUACAUGGGCAAGGGGGGCAACUGGGAGGGGGCACUGGACGUGCUGGACCGGAUGCACGCGCUCGGGAACAAGCCGGACGCCUUCUGCAUCAAUGACGGGAUGAACGCGUGCAAGCGGGCGCGCAAGUAUGACAAGGCGCUGUGGGUGUUUGAGCAGGCGCGGGAUGUCUGGGGGGCUCAGCUGGACGGUUACGUGUACAACUCGGCCAUCACCCUGUGCGCCCGCAGCAAGCAGGGCAAGAGGGCGGUGGGCCUCCUGAAGGAGAUGCUGGCGGAGGGGCUUAGCCCCGAUGUCGUCACCUUCUCGGCCGUGAUCUCGGCGUGCUGCGGGGGCGGCGGCAGCGACUGGAGGGUUGCGAUGCAGAUCCUUUCGGAGGCACGGGGCAGUGGCGGCAGCAGGUGGUACUGCGUGCUCGUCGGUGGUACUCUUUGUGGUGUUUGUCUUGCAAUUGCGGUUGUUGGCUGGGUUUUUGUGUAG
This is a messenger RNA of Ectocarpus siliculosus, 615 nucleotides long. Lineage: Eukaryota; Phaeophyceae; Ectocarpales; Ectocarpaceae. The record is from the annotation of a GenBank genome assembly.